UCAGUUUCACCUGUGUGUUAUUUGAAAAAUACCUGAAAAUCGGUGGGUCGGGUUCUGCACCAGAGCUGUUGAAAAAAUUCAAAACACACAAAGCUUUGUUCAAGCUCAUCUGUGGUGUUCCCUCUGCUCCCCCCUCUGUCCCUCCCUUCCCCUGCUGUCCCAGGAGAGGCUGAGGGCUCGCCAUGCCGCUGGUGAAGAGGAACAUCGAGCCCCGGCACCUGUGCCGGGGGGCCCUGCCCGACGGCGUGACCAGCGAGCUGGAAUGUGUCACCAACAGCACCCUGGCUGCCAUCAUCAAACAGCUGGGCAGCCUCAGCAGGCACGCAGAGGACAUCUUUGGAGAGCUGUUCAAUGAAGCCAACAGCUUCUACAUGAGGAUGAACUCACUGCAGGAGAGGGUGGACCUGCUGGUCAUCAAGGUGACACAGCUGGACUCCACCGUGGAGGAAGUUUCGCUGCAGGACAUCAACAUGAGGAAAGCCUUCAAGAGCUCCACGGUGCAGAACCAGCAGGUGGUGUCCCGCAACUCCAUCCCCAACCCGGUGAUGGAGAUGUACCAGCGCUGCGACAAACCCCCGCCCCUCAACAUCCUCACACCCUACAGGGAUGACAAGAAGGAUGGCCUCAAAUUCUACACCGACCCCUCCUACUUCUUCAACUUAUGGAAGGAGAAGAUGCUGCAGGCGACAGAGGACAAGAGGAAGGAGAAGCGCAGGCAGAAGGAGCAGCGGCUGGUGGAGGACUCCACCCGGGAGGUGAAGAAAGUGAGGAAAGCCCGCAACCGGCGCCUGGAGUGGAACAUGAUGGCGUAUGAUAAAGAGUUCCGGCCGGAUAACAGGUUCUCACCAUCCCCCUAUCACAUGGCAUCAUCGGAAGGAUCACUGUCCCCAGAUAAUAGGUCCUACGCGUCGGAUGCUGCCGACCACUCGUACCCGGCCAGCCCCAACCACCCAGCCCAGCUGCUGGCCCCCGCUGCCCACCUGGGCCCGGCGGAGCACAAGGAGGGGCUGGCGGCCCCCACGCCCCCCGAGCACGGGUUCAGGCCUGCGGGCAGCCGGCAGAACAGCCUGACCCGCCUGCAGCAGCCCCACGCGCCGCCGCCCCCCGAGGCCGUGCUCAACGGGCCCAGACCCCACCUAGUCAAGGAUUACGGGCCGCAGCCGGUGCCCAUGGCCGAAUACUUCGUGCCGCCGGCCCCGCCGCCACCGCCGCCCGUCAUCCCUUCGGCGCAGACCGCCUUCGACAGCCCCAUCUCGGCUCCCCCCGCGCUGGGCCCCGGCUCGGCCGCAGCCCCCAACUACGCCCCGUCGCCGCCCCCCGCGCCCCCCGGGCCCUACUCGGCCUCCCCGCCUCAGAGCGGGCCCAUGGCCCCCCCGGUGGCGCCGCCGCCGCCGCCGCCCGGGCCCCCGGCCGUGUCCGCCUCGCCCGCGCACUCCGCAUCGCCGCCGGCCCCCGCCGAGCCCCGCAAGCCGCAGGUGCCGCUGAUGCCCAUGAGCGACGCCCGGAGCGACCUGCUGGCUGCCAUCCGCAGGGGAAUCCAACUCCGGAAGGUGCAGGAGCAGUGGGAACAAGAGGCCAAGAAAGAGCCCGUGGGCAAUGACGUGGCCACCAUCCUGUCGCGCCGCAUCGCCGUGGAGUACAGCGAGUCCGACGACGACUCGGAGCUGGACGAGAACGAGUGGUCGGACUGAGGGCCCCGGCUGGGCGGGCUCGGGCUCCUGCUCCCCUCCAGAUGUGUAUGGGCACCUUCCCCAGGGGGCUCCUGCUCCCCUCCAGGUGUGUAUGGGCACCUUCCCCAGCGUCGCUGCCCCGGUCAGGAGCUUUGCUUUUACACUAUGUCCAAAACCCUUCGGGCAGCAGCAGCAGCAGCAGCACUGGUAGGAUACACCUCGGAGGCAGUGAGAGCAGAAAUUAGCAGCACUUUCACAGUUAAUGACUUCCAAAAUUCUCUGAAGGCAGGUUAAUAGGAUUACUCCACAUUUACACCUGGAGCAAGAGCAGAGACUGGCCCUGGGUGUGCUUUGUGAGAGGAGGGAGCCCCAGAGGCAGCAGUGCUUUUCCAGCUAAAUGUUAAUUGUGAUAACGAGAAGCUCCUGGAGAAGAAGCCUUGUUUGCACAGCUGGUGCCACCACGGGAGCUCAGGGGUGGCCUUGUGGGUUUGGGGACGCUGGUGCUGGUGGUUUUGGGGUCAGGCAGCUCCAAAGGCUGGGUGUGGGCAAGAGCCUCCUUCCCUACAGAGCAAUGCACCACAUUUAGUAGCAGUUACACCCUUGUGUUGUUGCUCCCUGGAAAAUCGUGGAAUGCUUUGGGUAGGAAGGCACCUUUAGAGCCCAUCUAGUCCAACCAGAACUGGGACACCCUCCACUAGACCAGCUUGCAUGAGCAGCCCAAGGUGUUGGUGACCUCAGCCUGUAUCCACCCUCAGAGCUGAUUUUCUAGGAGCAAAGGGGGAAGGCAAGGCUGGAGUGGCUGGCAGGGAGAGCCAGCCUUGUCUGUGCUUGUCCUGCCUUUUCCAGCAAAGGAGUAGAAGUGUCCAGGGAGCUCCCCCAAGCCCAGCUCUCCUUGGCCUUAGCAUGGCACCAUUUCAGUGUGAUUUGGGAAAAAGUGAAUCAGACAAUCUGCUGCUUUCAGGUAAACUCUCAGCUUGCACUUUGCAGCCCCACAAACUGUGCCUGUACAUCUGGGAUCAGCUCAGAGCCAGGCACUGAUUCCCCCUGCCUGAUCCUGCUCCUUCCCCUGUCCCAAGUUUGGACACUGAUGGAGGAGCUGGGUGACCAGCCCCUGUUUCAGCACUGAAAACACCUAUUUCAGCACUGAAAAUACCUGUUUUCCCAUCCAAACAGAGCCUGAUCCAUGGAAGAUUUUCACAGAGCUACAAAGGGAGGGGGCACAGAGGAAGGCAGAGCAAAGGGGUGGGAAAUACUGGAAAUAUCCCGGGCAGGUGUGAAAACCUGCAGAGAGCUGGGAGAGGUUCCCCACCUGUGGAAAACAGGCCAGCACCAGCUGUGGAUUGGCCAGUGUGGUGUCCCCAGACCCUCCUUGUGCUCCCCUCUACCACAAAUCCCUGAACAGGGAAAGCUGAGCUCUGUGCCCAGUUCCUGCCUCUCCCAGCAGCUCUGCAGGUGAUGGCUGCUUCAGCAGGAUUUUGGCUAUGUAGAAGCAGCCAGACCUGCAAAAGAGGUGGGAGGAUAUGGCUGAGACCCAAAUGCUGAUGGCUGAAUUCACAAAAUCCUAGAAUGGUUUGGGAUAAAAGGGACCUUAAAGACAUCUUCUCAUUCCAACCCCCUGCCAAGGGCACCUUCCACUAGAGCAGGUUGCA
Molecule: messenger RNA, 3319 nt
Organism: Melozone crissalis (California towhee)
Lineage: Eukaryota; Metazoa; Chordata; Aves; Passeriformes; Passerellidae
Product: actin-binding protein WASF3-like
Exons: 8
Coding region: 183-1691 (502 amino acids)
Biological process (GO): actin cytoskeleton organization; positive regulation of Arp2/3 complex-mediated actin nucleation
Cellular component (GO): cytoskeleton; SCAR complex; lamellipodium
Molecular function (GO): protein kinase A regulatory subunit binding; actin binding; Arp2/3 complex binding
Source: RefSeq, a predicted model, not a curated record